AGCAGCAGCAGCUGGCAGCUGCAGCUCUUUGUCAGACUCAGGAUGGAAAGGACACCCCUCUCAGAACUGCCAUCGGUCAACGGGACUGCCGACAGAAGAACAAAACAGAGCUGGGCUGACAGGCAGAGUACCAUUCCAAACGUCUCGUUAGGCUGACCUGCAGCGGGCUCCUCACUUCAUUCCCACAUUCGGCGCACCCCAUUGUUGUCACGCCGCUGAAGCGUUGCUACACGAGCUGGCUGCAGGCGCUGAACAAGGACAUUUCACUCUCAGUACCCAGUACCCCGUGGACGUAGCCAUCAAAAAAUGGCCGCAUCCAUAUUUGACGCGGACAAACCAUUGCCCCUCCCACCCUCCUUCCCCACUGUGACGGGCACACAUGGGCACGGAGGCGCGCCGCUCUGCUUUGUCCUCAACAGGAAGAAGAUCACCCUGCGUCCAGGCUGCUUCAACCCAGAUCUGACCCUGCUCGAGUACCUCCGCAUCUAUGCCGGCCUCACGGGCACCAAGCUCGGCUGCGCAGAGGGCGGAUGCGGCGCCUGCACCGUCGUGCUCGGCAAGGUCGCUCCUGUCCCUCGUGAUGCCGCAGGCGCGCAAAAGUACGAAUACAAGGCCGUCAACGCGUGCCUGCUGCCCAUGGUUGCCGUUCAUGGCGCUCACGUUCUCACCGUCGAGGGCAUUGGCACCAGCUCGGACCCCCACCCGGUGCAGGAGCGCAUCGCAAAGAUGUUUGGGAGUCAGUGCGGCUUUUGCACUCCAGGCAUCGUCAUGUCCCUCUAUGCCACUAUCCGGACUGCGCACUCGACCGGCAAAGGCCUCACCGAAGCGCAGAUCGAACACUCUCUCGAUGGCAAUCUCUGCAGGUGCACGGGGUACAGGCCCAUCCUAGACGCGGCGAAGACGUUCGCAUUUGUCCCUGCGGUUAAUUAUGGUAGCACAGGCCCGAUCAGCAACAGCGAGAGCGGCAGCAGCCGAAGCGACAGCGAUGACCUCGACGCCACGCGUUCAAAAUCGAGCGGCGCGUCCGCGUUGCCGUCAGCCUCCACGGACAUCACGACGUACGAGACAGAGCAGGAGAAAGAGCAGGCUGACCUCAUACGUCAGGCGACCGGCGUCGCCAACGCAGGUAUGUGCGGUAAGGGCAAAGACUGCUGUCGCGUCAAUGGCAACAACACCAAAGGACAUUAUCCUGCCGCGCCACCUGGAGGAUGUACCUUGACGCCCUCCAGCUCACCCGCCACGAUCACAGCGCUGGCGGCCGGGGAGCAAGUGUCCCUAAAAGAGUACCGAUACGCAGAUGAGAUCAUCUUCCCACCCCACCUGCUCAAGGCGGGUACUAGCUUUGACGCGGAGGACCUGGCAUUCCCCAGCAUGGCCAGCGCCGACAACAGUGACGACGACGAAGAGGAUGGCGCCAAGAAGGCAGAACCGGAGCGACGCACGCUCUGGCUGCGUCCGGGCUCGCUUGCCUCGCUGAAGGACGUCAUGUCAUUCUACGCGCAACUGGGCCGCGCAAGCGCCGGUGCGAAGGCAACGCAGCCAGUAGCCAAGCUUCGCUCCGGCAACACCGAGACCGGCAUCGAAGUCAAGUUCAAGCACGCACUCUGGAAUAUCAACGUCUUCGUCUCGGAUCACCUGCGUGAACUCGCCGGGUUCGACGCGGUCGUCGCGCGCGCAGGCAGCAUGACACAUGCCGGCGCGGCAGAUAUGAAGAUUGGCGCCAACCUCUCUCUGCAGGCGCUAAUCGCGGCUCUCAAAGCGGCAAACGCAGCACCGGCGGCCCCAGAUGCAAGCGACGGCUACGCAAAGCAGGUCCGCGAUGCAGCGCUCGCGAACCUCAAAUACUUUGCCGGCACACAGAUCCGCAACGUCGCCACCCUCGGCGGCAACAUCGCGACGGCCAGCCCCAUCUCCGACCUGAACCCCGUCUGGGUGGCCACGAACGCGGUUGUUGCAUGGGUGCACCCGACGUCCGGCGGCGCGUCGACAGAGUCCAGCUGCAGCAUGCGUGACUUCUUCCAGGGCUACCGCACAACGGCGCUGCCGCCGCACGCCAUCCUCACCUCGCUCGCUGUCCCGCUGGACGGGCCCGCGCGCACGGCGCCGCAGCCGGGCGAGCAGCGCUUCGUGCGCGCGUUCAAGCAGGCCAAGCGCAAGGACGACGACAUCGCCAUCGUCAACGCUGGCUUGUACGUUGCGCUCUCACCCGCGCCGCAGCGCACCGUGCUCGACAUCUGCCUCGCGUACGGCGGCAUGGCGCCAACGACCGCCGUCGCCAAGCACGCUGGCGCCUUCCUCCUCGGCCGUAAAUGGGGCGACGAGAAGGUCCUUAGGGAGGCCAUGGCGGUCAUGGCCGAGAAAGACUUUGCGCUACCAUACGCUGUGCCGGGAGGCAUGCCCGCCUACCGCAAGGCACUCGCCCUCGGAUUCCUUGCGCGCUUCUGGUCCGACGUCUGCGCCGAGCUCGAGCUGCCGGGCUUUGGCUCUGCAGCUGCAGCGGCAGCCGAGGACGCACUGGCACUGCAGGAGCUGCCGGGCAGCGAGCCGCAGCGUGAAGGGGUCGUUACGACUGGCUCGCAGGACCUCGAAGGCGUCGACCUUGCAGCGCCCGCGACCAAGGCCGUCGGCAAGGCGCUCCCGCACCUGGCCGCGCUCAAGCAGGUCACGGGCGAAGCGGUGUAUGUCGACGACAUCCCGCCCGUCGCGAACGAGGCGUACGGCGCGCUGGUCGUCUCGCAGAAAGCCCACGCCCGCAUCGUCCGCAUCAUUACGGCGCCCGCGAUGCAGAUCCCCGGCGUCGUCGCCGUCGUGACGAAGGAGGACAUCCCACCGAACGGGUCAAACAUCUGGUGUCCACCCACCAUGGACGAGCCUUUCUUCGUCGGCCCCGGCGAGGAGGUGCAGAGCGUCGCGCAGAUCAUCGCCGUCGUCGUCGCUGAGGACAAGCGCACUGCCCAGCGCGCUGCGAGGGCCGUUAUGAUAGAGUAUGACGAGCUGCCGCACAUCCUAACCAUCGACGAGGCCAUCGCUGCCGGCAGUUAUUUUAAGCCACGUCCGGUACUGCGCAGAGGCGACGUUGAGAAUGCCGAUUGGGGUGAUUGCGAGCGCACCCUCGAAGGCGAGACGCGCCUCGGUGGCCAGGAGCACUUUUACUUGGAGACCAAUGCCUGCCUCGUCGUUCCUGGCCGUGAAGACGGCGAGAUGGACGUCUAUGCGUCGACACAGAACCCGUCCGAGACGCAAGCGUUCUGUGCUUCGCUGCUCGGCGUCCCCUCCAACCGCGUCACCUGCCACACGAAGCGCCUCGGCGGGGGCUUUGGCGGAAAAGAGUCACGCACCGUCCCGAUCGCCGCGACCAUGUGUCUCGCCGCGCGCAAGACCGGCCGCGCGAUUCGCUGUAUGCUCGAUCGUGACGAGGACAUGUGGUGGAGCGGCCAGCGGCAUCCGUUCAAAGCGACGUGGAGGGUCGGCCUCACCUCUGAUGGAAGGCUGCAGCGACUCGAAGCGACCGUGUACUGCAACGGCGGAUGGUCGCAAGAUCUGUCACAGGCCGUCCUCGAGCGGGCCAUGACGCACAUCGAUAACUGCUGUUUGAUCCCAAAGCUGAAAGUGCAGGGCUUCAUCUGCAAGACCAACACCAUGUCCAACACUGCUUUCCGUGGGUUCGGGGGACCGCAGGGCAUGUUCAUCAGCCAAGACUACUUGACCAAGGCCGCAACGUCGCUCGGUAUGCGCACGGAAGAUCUGAUAGAGAAGAACAUGUACCGUGAGGGAGAGCGAACGCAUUAUGGGCAGGAGCUCGUCGACUGGAACGUUCCAGCCCUGUGGUCCGAGCUCAAGAUCACGAGCGAGUACGACAAGCGCAGGGCAGCGGUGGACGCUUUCAACAAACAGAAUCGCUGGAAGAAGCGGGGGCUCAGCUUAAUGUGCACGAAAUUCGGCAUCUCUUUCACAGCUAUCUUCCUGAAUCAGGCGUAUGCGCUCAUUCACAUCUACCACUCUGACGGCAGCAUUUUGCUCUCGCACGGAGGCACGGAGAUGGGACAAGGACUGCAUACCAAGAUGGCGCAAGUGGCAGCCACUGAACUGCAGGUUCCGAUCGAAAAGGUGCACAUCGUCGAGACCAACACCCAGCAUUUGGGGAACACCAGUGCAACGGCAGCAAGCGCUAGCUCGGACCUUAACGGCAUGGCCAUCAAGAACGCUUGCGAACAGCUCAACGAGCGCCUCGCCCCCUUCCGCAAAUUCGAAAACGGUAAGGCCGCCGUUCCCUGGGAGAAGGCAUGUCACGAUGCGUACUUUGCACGCGUGCCGCUUUCUGCCGUGGGACAUUACAAGACCCCCGAUAUUGGCUACAAUUGGCAGACCGGAGAAGGCAAGCCGUUCUUCUAUUUUACCCAGGGCGCCGCCGUGUCAGAAGUCGAAGUGGACUUGCUCACUGGCGACCAUGUGAUCCGCCGCGCAGACAUUCACAUGGACAUUGGCCGUUCCAUCAAUCCGGGUAUCGACGUCGGCCAGAUCGAAGGUGCAUUCACCCAAGGUUACGGCCUCGUCACCACCGAAGAGAGUCUUUGGCUGCCCAGCGGACGGCCGUUCAACAACGGGCCGGGCAACCUCAAGAUUCCCGCCUUUCUCAAUACGCCGCAGGACAUGCGCGUCAGCUUCCUAAAAGGUCAGAGCCGUAAGCUGCACAACUUGCGCACGAUCCAAAGCAGCAAAGGUGUGGGCGAGCCGCCGCUCUUCUUGGGCUGCACCGUCUUCUUCGCCCUUCGCGAUGCGAUCGCCAGUGCUCGCAAGGACGCUGGACAGCCCGACGAUUUCCAGUUCAUCGCGCCGGCGACGCCGGAGCGCAUCCGCACUGCGUGUGCAGACGAGAUCAUGAAGAUCGCUGAGAAGGGGACGGAGCGUCGCAACGAGAGUGACAAGGCAUUCUUUGUGAAUAUUUCCUGAAGCAGCCACAACUUGCAACCCAUAUCCCCCUGUAGUCUACAUGUGUUGUAUCCAACGACUUGGAACGCAGAUCAUAGUCCUGAAC
Tilletiaria anomala UBC 951 is the source of this 5035-nucleotide messenger RNA. RefSeq lists its product as uncharacterized. Gene Ontology annotation, molecular function: iron ion binding; molybdopterin cofactor binding; FAD binding. The coding region runs from base 307 to 4950 and encodes 1547 amino acids. The record is from RefSeq and is a predicted model, not a curated record. Lineage: Eukaryota; Fungi; Basidiomycota; Exobasidiomycetes; Georgefischeriales; Tilletiariaceae. The transcript has 3 exons.